This is a messenger RNA of Melopsittacus undulatus (budgerigar), 844 nucleotides long. It is a transcript of the gene KXD1, whose product is annotated as KxDL motif containing 1. Lineage: Eukaryota; Metazoa; Chordata; Aves; Psittaciformes; Psittaculidae. Gene Ontology annotation, biological process: lysosome localization. The transcript is spliced from 5 exons. The record is from RefSeq and is a predicted model, not a curated record. Gene Ontology annotation, cellular component: BORC complex. The coding region runs from base 179 to 709 and encodes 176 amino acids.
UGUCCCUCCGCCAACCGCCGCUACUUCCGGCUCGGCGCCGAUGACGCAGGGGCACGCUGCCGCCGCGGGGUUGCGCUCGACGUGACCCGGUACCCGGAAGCGAGGUGCGGCCGCCGGUGCCGCCGCCGUUCCCGUCAUGUGAAGCAGCGGGAGCGGCUCCCAUAGUCCCGCAGGAGCGAUGGAGCCCACGGCCUCGCAGGUGUUCUGCGGGCGGGUGCUGGGCAUGGUGAACGCCGAGGACGUCAACGCCAUCAUCCUGGCCCAGAAGAACAUGCUGGAUCGGUUUGAGAAGACCAACGAGAUGCUGCUUAACUUCAACAACCUGUCCAGCAUCCGCAUGCAGCAGAUGAGCGAGCGCUUCCUCCAUCACACCAAGACACUGGUGGAGAUGAAGAAGGAUCUGGACGGCAUCUUCCGGAGGAUCCGGACACUGAAGGGGAAGCUGGCGAAGCAGUACCCGGAGGCCUUCAGCAACAUCCACGAGUCUCCCAUCCUGGAGGACGAUGACGACUUUGACCCCAUCCCGAAGAGCACCACGACCACCAUCGCUACCUCGGAGCAGAGCACGGAGUCCUGCGACACCAGCCCCGACGUCAUCUCCCCCACCACGAGCCAGGAUUUUGAGGAUUUAUCCCAAGGCCACUAUGAUUUACGGGCCGUGAACGGACAGAGUCUCACAGACGAGGACACAGCCGAUGGCCUGGACUAGGCAGCGGAUCCCUAAGGAACUAUGUGUGCCGUGCUCAUAGCAUGGUGGCAAUAGGGACGUGCAGGCGGGGGCCGGACGGGGUCCUCCGGCCCCGGUGAACCGGGGGCAGAGCAGUAAACGUGGCUUUCAAACGCC